CGUUAGCGCAUGCGCGGAAAAAGCGAGAGGGGGCGGGAAAGAACGAGGAAAAAAGCAAGAUGGCGUUUGAUGGAGAAGACGGUACCUUAUUUAUAAUUGUUAGGUGUUCUCAGUCAGUGCGCACAUGUGCACGCGCAUGCGGUUUAAUAAAGUAAAUAUCGCUCCUUUUUUUUUUUUUUGGUGUCCGGAUACAUUAGUCUGAGCCCACUUCUCUCGCUAGUUAGCUUAGCUUGCUAGCAGCUAACAAAGAGAGCCGGAGGUGAUCAACACGUCGCCGGGCAGAGGUCGAACGUGAGCGGGGAAAUGUGCGAGAGAACCGCAGCAGAGUGCGAGGAGGAACCACUGGACGCCGCUUACAAGAAACGUCACAUGGCGUCACACGGAGCAGACGUCCAGCGGACGCCCCAUGUUGAAGAAGAUCCACAUCCCCCCCAUGCAGAAGGGGAAGAGGAGGAUUCACAGAGCCCCCGGUUUAAAGAGGAAGAGGAGGAGCUCUGGAUCACUCAGGAGGGAAACUGUCUUCCAGGGCAGGACGAAGUGGAUCUCACCAAGUUGCCACUGAAUGUUGUCUCUGUGAAGAUCGAAGAGCAUGAAGAGAAACCAGCUGAGUCCUCACAGCUUCAUCACAGUCCAAACAUCCAGCAGCUGAUUGAUUAUCAAGAAAAACCUUCACCUCAGUUACUGGAGCAUCCACAUCGCCACAACAUUAAAGAGGAAGAGGACAAACUCUGGAUUACUCAGGAAGAAGAGUGUCUUUUAGGACAGGAGGAGGCGGACCUCGCCCACUUUCCACUGACUGUUGUCUGUGUGAAGACUGAAGACCAUGAAGACGGACCACCUGAGUCCUCACAGCUUCAUGGCAGUCCAAAUGAGGAGAACAGAGCCGUGGAACAUCCAAGCAGCAGCUCACCACAACACAUGACGACAGAGGCUGAGAGAGACCACUGUGAAAGCCUCUUAGCUCCACUAUCAGAUAGUGACGACGCGUCAGACGUUAACGCAAAUAUGGAACCACACAUAAAAACACAGGCAGGAGAAAAACCUUUCAGUUGUCCAGUUUGCGCAAAAGGCUUUUUGAAAAGCUCCCAUGUGAAGCAACACAUGCACACGCACACCGGAGAAAGGCCCUUCAGCUGUUCCAUUUGUCAUAAAAGAUUCUCUAACAAAAGCAACAGGCAAAACCACAUGAGAACACACACGGGAGAAAAACCUUUCAGUUGUUCAGUUUGCAACAAAAGAUUCUCUAACAAAUGUAACAUGGACAUACACCGCAUGAAAACGCACACAGGGGAAAAACCUUUCAGUUGUUCAGUGUGCGAUGAAAGAUUUUAUGACAAAUAUAACAUGCAGAUACACACGAGACGACACACAGGAGAAGCUCCCUUUAUGUGUUCCGUUUGUGCGAAGAGCUUUAUUAGAAAAUAUAGUUUGACACGCCACAUGCAGACGCACACUGAAGAGAAACCUUUCCGUUGUUCAGUUUGCGGUAAAAGAUUCUCCGUCAAAAACACCAUGCAGAUACACAUGAGGAGACACACCGGAGAAAGACCUUUUAGUUGUUCAGUGUGCGAAAAGCGAUUCCUAUUAAGAAGCGACAUGAAAUCCCACAUGAGGAAACACACAGGCGAGCACCUCUAUAGUUGUUCGCUCUGCGCUAAGAGCUACGUUAAAAAAUCUUUCUUGACUCGACACAUGAGAGCGCACACAGGAGAAAAACCUUUCAGUUGUUCAGUGUGCGCUAAAAGAUACACCGACAAACGCCAUUUGCAAACACACUUGGGAACACACACCGGAGAAUAACUUUUCCUUUUGGGGGUCCGGCAGAGUUCCAUACCGGACUACUGCAAUGCUUCUCUAAAGUCCGGGUCUGUCCAGCGAAGUGCGUCAGUGCGGACCCGGCCAGCCCACUUUCUGGCAAAAUUCAACGGCCAAAUGGACGUCAGAACCCGACACAUCGUCAAAGAGCGUGUUGUUCCAACGUUACGUUUUACUUGCUCAACGUCAGGACUUAAGUCAACAAAUUGUUGUUGAAAUAACGUUGUUUCAAUGUCUUGUGCCUGCUGGGUAAGAUCAGCAAAUUUAUUGAAGAAAAAUAAUAUAUUAGCUACAAUGUGGUUUUGCACUUAUGCUUAUUUAAACAGCAAUAUGUAUUUAUUUACUAUUACCAUGUGGCAGUAAAUGAUGUGCAAUAUAACGGUCUAGUACAGGGGUAGGGAACCUAUGGCUCUAGAGCCAGAUGUGGCUCUUUUGAUGACUGCAUCUGGCUCUCAGAUAAAUCUUAGCUGACAUUGCUUAACGCAGUAAUUAUGAAUAAUUUCAGUGCUAAAAAUAAUGUGCAGAAAAUCAAACUUUCUCAUGCAUUUAAAUCCAUCCACCUGUUUAAGAAGUCGCAUUAAUGGUAAGAAGUAUUGGGGGGGGGGGGGGUCGCAGUUUGCUGCAGGGUCAUUCUCCCAGGAAGGCAGACGGACUACUAGGGACAUGGCAUUUAGGUAAAAACAUGAUUUGAUUUAAACUACAAAAAGAUACAAACAAAAAUCGCUCACAGCGGAGGCACAACUUGGGCUAAGGAACAAAGCUAACGCAUAAACAGACUAAGAACAUAAAUCAAACAAAACUUACUUGACAUGGCAUGAAGCACGAAACUAUGGCAAGGCAUGAAACAAGUCAGCACAGGGCGGGAAAAGAUCACAUUGACGCCAGGGCGACUGACUGGCAAAGACGAGCUUAAAUACUGCCUCUGAUUAGUGCUCGGGCAGCAGGUGAGCGGGCAUUUUGUCCACAAAAUGAGUAACCAAGGAAACAAGACAAGGGAGUGGAAAAAAACAGGAACUUAAAGAGUCCAAAGGACAAACAGCACAUGGCCAAACAAAAACAUGAUCAACAGACAUGACAUUUGAUGACAAUGUUAUUAAAAAGAAUAAGAGACUCUUUAUACUCUAAAAAUGUUGGUCUUACUUAAAAAUGCACACAUUUAGUUGUAUUCAGUGUUAAAUAAUAUGAUGUGGCUCUCACAGAAAUACAUUUUAAAAUAUAUGGCUCUCUCAGCCAAAAAGGUUCCCGACCCCGGGUCUAGUAAGUACUGUACCGUGUCACCAUUUCAUCACUCACAUUUUAUAUUAAAGCCCACCCAAAAACUAUUUUGUUCAUCUCCAUCUUGUAAUUCGGAUGUAUCCCUAAAUAGAGUAAUAUUGUAGUAUUAUUUCUCUCUGCCGCGUCUCGCAUUGUGAAGUGAAAACAUGAAUGCUGUGAAGGGAUGACAUGUUUUGCUGACUCAUCAGAUCAGACAAACACACUCGAUGUUUGCAUUUGUUCCACAUAACGUUCUCGCGUUCUUUGUGCAAAUAUGAAGUUUUCUGCCUUUUAUUGACUCUACACAGUAUGUGUGAUCCAACGUGUUGAGACGUGUGCCAUUAAAUCUCUAAUUUACGUAGUUGGAUUAAGAAAGCAUCAGAAUAUCUUUCAUUUGACCCGUAACUCGCUUUUCUCUCGUCUGUAUUAAGGAAGUCACAGUAACUUUUGUUACACAAUAUCAUGCUUUCCUUGCAUAUUCUUUUGUGAAUAAUUGAUGCACAGAAAAUGUGACUUAAAUCUACAUAAAAUGUGGAGAUAAUAAACGUAAUUUUAGUAGUCAACAGUCCAUCCAUCCAUCUUCUUCCGCUUAUCCGAGGUCAGGUCGCGGGGGCAACAGCCUAAGCAGGGAAACCCAGACUUCCCUUUCAACAGUGUUUGAGAAUAUGGUCAACACCAGCACUGUUACUUUAAGUAGUGGUUGCAGUGGAAAUAAGGCACCUUUUCUCUUAUUUGUUGUAUUAAAUACUGGUGUCAUAUCUGUGUGUAUACAUGUAUAUUAAUGAAUACUUGUAUCAUAUCUGUGUGUAUACAUGUAUAUUAAUGAAUACUUGUAUCAUAUCUGUGUGUAUACAUGUACAUUAAUGAAUACUUGUAUCAUAUAUGUGUGUAUACAUGUAUAUUAAUGAAUACUUGUACCAUAUAUGUGUGUAUACAUGUAUAUUAAUGAAUACUUGUAUCAUAUCUGUGUGUAUACAUGUAUAUUAAUGAAUACUUGUAUCAUAUCUGUGUGUAUACAUGUAUAUUAAUGAAUACUUGUAUCAUAUAUGUGUGUAUACAUGUAUAUUAAUGAAUACUUGUACCAUAUAUGUGUGUAUACAUGUAUAUUAAUGAAUACUUGUAUCAUAUCUGUGUGUAUACAUGUAUAUUAAUGAAUACUUGUAUCAUAUCUGUGUGUAUACAUGUAUAUUAAUGAAUACUUGUAUCAUAUAUGUGUGUAUACAUGUAUAUUAAUGAAUACUUGUAUCAUAUCUGUGUGUAUACAUGUAUAUUAAUGAAUACUUGUAUCAUAUAUGUGUGUAUACAUGUAUAUUAAUGAAUACUUGUAUCAUAUCUGUGUGUAUACAUGUAUAUUAAUGAAUACUUUUAUCAUAUCUUGUGUAUAUGCUGUAUCUGCUGAUGGAGUUCCGUUGAAGAAAGAAAAACGAAGACCAUUAUGUCAAAAUGGCAAAUAUCGGCACCGAUAAUCGGUCGAUCUUUAAUUGUGAAUUUCUCCUGUUGUAUGAAGAUCCUUAUUUAUUUGUUUGUGGGAAUUUUUGACCAAAUAUUAGUGGUUUUAGUAGUGGUUGCAGUGGAAAUAAGGCACCUUUUGUCUUAUUUAUUGUAAUAAAUACCAGUAUCAUAUAUGUGUAUGUACAUUUAUAUUAAUAAAUACCGGUAUCAUAUUUGUAUGGAUACAUUUAUAUUAAUAAAUACCGGUAUCAUAUCUGUGUGUAUACAUUUAUAUUAAUAAAUACCGGUAUCAUAUUUGUAUAUAUACAUUUUUAUUAAUAAAUACUGGUAUCAUAUCUGUAUGUAUAUUAUUUUAUU
Messenger RNA from Nerophis ophidion (straightnose pipefish), 4878 nucleotides. Its product is annotated as zinc finger protein OZF-like. NCBI's taxonomy places the organism in Eukaryota, Metazoa, Chordata, Actinopteri, Syngnathiformes, Syngnathidae. Gene Ontology annotation, molecular function: DNA-binding transcription factor activity, RNA polymerase II-specific; RNA polymerase II cis-regulatory region sequence-specific DNA binding. The transcript is spliced from 3 exons. The record is from RefSeq and is a predicted model, not a curated record. Gene Ontology annotation, biological process: regulation of transcription by RNA polymerase II. Bases 304 to 1800 code for a protein of 498 amino acids.